AGAUCCAGCAGCCCUGUACAGCCUGUGCCUGUGGCGGCCCCGGUGGCCGGUGUCGGUACUGAAGCUCCAGCAGGACUCUCGCUGCGUCGAGCCAGUCCGCCGAAGCUCUGCCGACUGGAGGGAUGUGACCCCGGAACAGGACGCCCUCGUACAACAACACACCAUUCAAACAGAGCAGAGAAGAAAGAAAAGCUGGACCAGGAGGGAGCUACAGGAGCAGGGGGGAUGAACCGCGAGGAGGCCCCGGGGAAGUCUCCUGAAGACAUGUACGUCCAACAGAAAGUGCGGGUCCUGCUCAUGCUAAAGAAAAUGGGAUCAAAUCUAACACCCAGUGAAGAGGCUUUUCUCCGGAAUUACGCAGGUGUGGUCCACAGUCAGAUGAGCCAGCUACCACAGCACAACAUAGACCAGGGCGCAGAGGACGUGGUGAUGGCGUUCUCGCGGCAAGAGGCGGAGGAUCGGCGACAGUGACCCGUGGCCCCUCAAUCUUCCUCCACUGCAUCCCCUCUCCGCCCCUGUCCCGCCCCGCACGUGAUCCACACAGCAACCCACACUCCACAAAUGCGACACUGAUGAGCUCAGGAGAGGAGGGGGCCCGGGAGGGACAGAAGAGGAGGGGAAGAGACUCCAGGAGGUCGCUGCCUCGCUCUCCCCCCCAGCCUCUUCAUCCCCUCCUCACACAAGCUGGCACAACAUGACCUGAGAUGCACUCCAGUGCUUCACUGUGUGCUCAAGCCUUGGCAACAAGGCAGUCAGUCAAAUCACUCACAGAUCGUGUGGAUGAAUAUCAAAUGUAGUCUUUUUUUUCUUCCUGUGGGUGGGUUGGUUUUGUUUUGUAUUAUUUUGUCUGUGUUGAGACAUUAGGCAGUGUUACAUGAUAUAUCUGCUGCGGUCACUGGGGGAAAGUGACUGGCAGCAGCUGAUUGAAGCUAAGAGAAAUAGAGUUAUGGUCAAGCAGCGAGUGUGAUGAUUGAUCGUGUAAGGGGAGAGAUUUUUAAUAUUUUCUGCUUACCCUGAUGGGGCUGAAAUUGUUUUUGAUUUAGCUGAUAUGUUAUUAAGGCUUGUGUAUCCUGUCACACAAGGGGCCUCAUUUAUAACAUUUAAGGUGUAUUUAAAUUUAAAAAAAGGCCUAACAUAUGGGAACGCCAUCUCCCACGCAGCAUUUCUAGAGACUCUGGAAAACGACGAAACCUUUCUGAAACUUCCAUGCUGAAGGCAAAGUAGCCAAAUAAAGUUAAUGUAUAAAUAACUCUACUCAGACGAUUAUUUUUUCUUUUAUGUAUAGUCCUGCAUAGCCUGUGAGAAAGGUCAGGCUGCAUCCAUAAACAUUCGGGGAACCAAACCCCUUUUUUUACGUAUUUCUGGGGCGGGCCUUAACACAGGAUGCAGCACCUGAGCGGCAAAAUGGUAACAUGCAGAAAGCAGAAGAGGGAAAUGUGGAGUGAAAAGGGAGGACAAUGACAGGCUUAUACCCACAAUCUACAUCCAGUGGGUCCCGCUAUUUUAUCAAGUGCAGUGACUCCUGGUCACCUGUGGCUUUUUUUGUUUAAUACCUUGCAAAAACAACAUGUUUAAACACUUUAAGAAUUUGCCUUUCUAAUCCUGUGGCGCUCACUGCUGUUAUGACGCUAACCUUCUCUUAUCGGUGUAAUAAGAAACUACCACAACGCGUCUUACUGAAUCAUUAUUUGUGACGUUCAACAAACCUCUCUCUCUGUGGAUUUGCAGUCUGAUCUUUUUCCUUUGCGUGCAAAUAUUCGAAUGGCACACAGAUUGAUGUGUGUGUUAACACUCGCAGCAGGCAUAUCAUUAAUCAUUCAUGUUUUAUUAUUAGGCUAGGGAUUGAUGUGUGAAAGGAACGCUGCAUUACGGUGAAGGAGAUUUUUGAGAGCACGCAAUUUUCUUUUCAACAAAUCUACACAUCAGUUUUAUAAAAGAGGCCCCUCUUGUUCUUCUGCUGCUUUAUUUUGAACCGUAGGCUGUUGAAAGUGCAACAAGACCAUUCUCUUGAGGAAAGCGUAAAAAUUAAAGACACUAGGAGACAUAAUCACAAAACAAAGGUGUACACAUUCUCCCCAACACUGGUUUGCAGUCGUUAUGCCGUGUAACAUUUUCUUUUAUAUUAUUGUACAAAUAUUUGGGAAAAUACAAUAAUUGAUUGUGCCAAUUGUAAUUUGUGGUGUUUUUUUUAUCUCUAAGAUGACAUUAACGUAAUGAUCUAAGGAAAAUUGAUAAUAUACAAGCUGUAGUUGUAAUUUAUUGUUUACUGAAUCGACUUCCUCGAACAAAUCAUUGAAGAGAGAAGCGGUAGAGAGUUUAUCAUCAGCGGUGGCUCUUUGUUCACACUAAAAUCACACAAACUCUAAUUUUUAGCUACCUGUAACUAAACAUGUGAAGCCAAACGUAAGAGCUGUGUGCUAUUUCUGACUGUACUGUAUCUCUUGCACUAUGAUCAAUGGGAUAUUUGCAAAAAAUACAUUUUGAUAUCUAGCGCAGAGAGUUUAUGUUUGGUUCAAUGGAUACAACUUUUUAACCUUGUUGUUAUUCCUUCAGUGAUUUCUAAAAAUACCUUCUCUGUGUUAAUUGACUCAACUGGAAAAGCUCAAAGGAAUAUAUGUCAACAACAUGUUUUUCUAGGGACAUGCUCAAUAUUUAAUGUGUUUUAAAUACAGUUUGUUAACUUGUAUAACUAAAAAAUUAUUGUAACGUAAUGUUUUAAAGCCAAGCAUGUCUGCCUUGUGGUUUAUAAUGUUCAUUCAAGUGGAGCCGGAGACUUUUGAAGCCUCGGCACAUUGACCAUUGUUUGUACAUUCUCGACGUUUGUGGAAGCUACUAGCUCUUUUAAAAUGUUUCAGAAAAAAAACAAAUCAUUUUUUUAUGGUUAAAGUGUUAUCCAUUAUUUGUUGUUUGCAAUAACUUCAUGUGAAUGUCUUCAGCAAUCGUUGUUCGUGUAAUCAGCCAACAGAUCUAUCGCGCUGUCCGCCUACGACAGACAUUUGUCUUUUUACGUUUACUUAAAAAACAAAAACAUUCUUUAUUUGUCUAUGCAUUGUUUCUCUCUUUUAAAGGUGUCUUACUGUACAUUUUACCUAUCAGGUUGUUCUGCAGCCUUUAGUCAAGUUGUGAAUGAAGUGUGUGUUUGAGUGUGUGUGUGUGAAUGUGUCAUCAUUCAAUUUGCUACCGGUUUUUGUUUUUCAGCAUGCGGUUGCGUUUGACUUGGAUCGAUGUAUCUUUUUACUGUGAUGACCUUGCCUAAUUGUCCUAUUUUUUUGCGUUGCUUUUUGUAUUUUAUUUUCCUCUCAGUCGACAUUGAUUAGUUGGUUUCGUUUUGUAUGGCUGCUGACCAUGUCUUGACUUAAUGCUUCCAAAUCCUAUACCAACUGAACCAUUAAAGAUAUUUUAAACAGUGCAAA
Molecule: messenger RNA, 3413 nt
Organism: Eleginops maclovinus (Patagonian blennie)
Lineage: Eukaryota; Metazoa; Chordata; Actinopteri; Perciformes; Eleginopidae
Gene: ctnnbip1
Product: catenin, beta interacting protein 1
Exons: 4
Coding region: 226-471 (81 amino acids)
Biological process (GO): negative regulation of Wnt signaling pathway
Cellular component (GO): cytosol; nucleus; beta-catenin destruction complex
Molecular function (GO): beta-catenin binding
Source: RefSeq, a predicted model, not a curated record